AUGUUGCGCGAAGCCUUGGGCCUGGUGGCCCGCGAGGCCAACGAGAAUGGCGUCAUUGCCAUCACCGACCCGUGGCCCGUCAAAGACAUCGUAUACUGCGCCAUUGUUGGCGGAGUCAUGCUCAUGGCCCUUCUCGAAUGGUUCCUCUGGGUCGCUGCUUUCCUGUACUGCCUUGUCAAGGUCUACCAGAAGGCCGAAACCACCAGCAUCAAGGUCCUGGCCGUCAUCAUCAGCAUCGUCUUCACUCUGCUCAGAUGCAUUUUCCUCCCCAUCAUGGUCGUCACUCUCCCGCUCCCUUCCCAGGUCACGCAGACCUUCCCCCAGGUCAUGGUCGAAUUCUUCCAAUGGUUCGCUUUCUGGUCCUUCGCUGGUCUGCUCACUAUUCCUUGGCUUUUCUGUGUCUACCAGCUGGUUACACACUCCAUUGGUCGCACAAAGCGGAUCAAGCAUGUCUUGGACGAGGCUUCCGCUCCCAAAGUCGUCAUCAUCUUGCCCUGCUACAAGGAAAUGCCCGAAGUCCUCAUGCGCACCUGCGACUCCCUGGUCGACUGCGAAUACCCGCCCUCGUGCCUGCACAUCUUCCUCUCUUUCGACGGUGACCAGGAGGACGAACUUUACCUGAACACGAUCGAGAAGCUUGGCGUGCCGCUCACCCUGGACACAUACCCCAAGAGCAUCGACGUGACCUACCGCAGCUGCCGCAUCACAGUCUCCCGGUUCAAGCACGGCGGCAAGCGACACUGCCAGAAGAGCACCUACAAGCUCAUCGACAAAAUCUACUCCGAGUACCUCAAGCGGAACGACAACCUUUUCGUGCUGUUCAUCGAUUCGGACUGCAUCCUGGACAAGGUCUGCAUCCAGAACUUCAUGUACGAAAUGGAGCUCAAGCCCGGAAGCAAGCAGAACAUGUUGGCCAUGACUGGCGUCAUUACCUCUACUACCGAGAAGAACAGUCUGAUCACGAUCCUGCAGGACAUGGAGUAUAUCCACGGCCAGCUUUUCGAGCGUUCUGUCGAGUCCGGCUGCGGUGCCGUCACGUGCUUGCCCGGCGCCCUUACCAUCCUGCGUUUCUCUGCCUUCCGUAAGAUGGCCAAGUACUACUUCGCCGACAAGGCCGAGCAGUGCGAGGAUCUCUUUGACUACGGCAAGUGCCACUUGGGCGAGGAUCGCUGGCUGACUCACUUGUUCAUGAUUGGAGCAAAGGAGCGCUACCAGAUCCAGAUGAACACUGGCGCUUUCUGCAAGACCGAGGCCGUUCAGACGUACAAAAGUUUGCUCAAGCAGCGCCGCCGUUGGUUCUUGGGAUUCAUCACCAACGAGGUUUGCAUGCUUACAGACAUUCGCCUUUGGAAACGCUACACCAUCCUUUGCAUCGUUCGUUUCAUGCAAAACACCAUCCGGACCACUGCUCUGCUUUUCUUCAUCAUGGUCAUCUCCAUCAUCACCACCUCCCAGAAGAUUUCGAACUUGCCCGUCGGUUUUAUUGCCGUGUCUCUCGGUCUCAACUGGGUUCUCAUGCUCUACUUCGGCGCCAUGCUCGGCCGUUACAAGAUCAUGCUCUACCCGAUCAUGUUCGUUGUGAACCCCUUCUUCAACUGGUGCUACAUGGUUUACGGAAUCUUCACCGCUGGACAGCGCACCUGGGGUGGUCCUCGUGCCGACGCCGGAUCGGCCGACAGCAGCACCACUCCCCAGGCCGCCAUCGAGCAUGCCGAAGCCACCGGCGACGAUCUCAACGUGGUACCCGAGACGUUCAAGCCCGCCGUCGAGAUUGCGCGCAAGAAGUCGAAGAAGGAGGGACGUGCGGCCCAGUUGCCACUCCAGCCGGCGGACCACUUGGAGGGUCGUUUCGCGCCUGCGAACAGGCUUCCAGGAGGUUGGUACGAGCAAGGCAACGAUUCUGGUCUCACGCUCCCAGAUAUGCUUCCCCGCGACCCGAACGCGCCACGCCUGCCGCUCCACCCUCGCGAGUCCUUCGAUUCGUUCGUCACGCAGACGUCGGGCGGCAACAACUCGAUCUACAUGCCUCGCCGCGUCGAGUCCGUCAUGGACGUCGAGGGCGUCGCCGCGUACCACCUCGCCCAAGCUGCUCAGCGUCCAGCAGGUGGUGCCUUCUAUGAGCAGGGUCCUGGCGACGCACAGUACGGGCCCGUCAGUCAAGGCAAGCCUGGUUUCCACGAGUCUAUUGACUCACUCGAUAGCUCCAACUACGGCUACUACGAGCGCAAGGAUCUUCGCGACCUUUCUCCGAGCCGCGAUCAAUCUGAUCGCCAGCAACACACGCGCGUCGCAAGUGAGAACAGCAUGUACUCCUCGCGUUCCAAGUCCCCCGGUCCCGGUUCCUCUCCGCUAGCGGCUGAGCUGAAGGAGUACAACAGCAGUGCCGAGGCCGGCAAGGGCCACCCGGCUCUGGCGUCGGCCCAGCAGCCCACCGACAACAACUCGCCUUACUCGAACUCCAACGCCAGCACCUCCGCCUCCAGCCUCGCGGUGCCUGCGCCCAGCCAUCGCCCCACGGCUUCCAUCGGCAGCGCCGGCCGCCAGGGCCGCAGCCCGCUCGCGCGCGCCAGCUUCGUCCGCACGAGCGAGCACAUGGACCAGGAAUUCGAGAUGCAGGUGCAACAGGGACAACAGCAGCAGCAGACGCCGCUGAUGGAUCCGCGCGACCGCAGCCGCAGCCCGGCCGUCGUCUACAGCGUCCCGGACGUCCAGGUGUACCGGCCCGCCAUGCCUUCUGACGACGACAACACUCCUGCCGCCGCCGUCGCCCAGUCCAGUGCUGCGGGAGCUCAGCAGGAACAGCAGCAGGGCCACUCGCGCACCGGCAGCCGCGACAGCGAGGGCAAGAGGCGGAAGAGGCUGACGAAGCAGCCGCCUAGCAGUCGCAGGCAAAGCCAGGCUGACUGA
Molecule: messenger RNA, 2907 nt
Organism: Diplodia corticola
Lineage: Eukaryota; Fungi; Ascomycota; Dothideomycetes; Botryosphaeriales; Botryosphaeriaceae
Product: glycosyltransferase family 2 protein
Exons: 3
Coding region: 1-2907 (968 amino acids)
Cellular component (GO): cell periphery; cell septum
Molecular function (GO): chitin synthase activity
Source: RefSeq, a predicted model, not a curated record